AUGAAUAGCCAUAAAAAAGCUUCUUUGAAAGCUUUAGAAACGCUUCGAAUAAACUCAAGCUCAAGUAUCUUGAUUACUAGUCGUUCUUACCCAGACGACAUCAAAAAGACUCUCGGAAGCGCUCCCCAGAUCAUCAUUGGCGCUGACGAUGACAAUUUGCAGAUAUACAUCUCGAGGGAGAUAGACGGGAGCGACAACGUCGAUGUCAUUGAUAGAGAGUUCAGGAAAGAAAUCAUCGCGAUCGUCAGCCAAGCCGCCCAGAAAAUGUUUCUAUUAGCGGUACUCCAGAUCCAGGCGAUCCUCGCUGAGCCUACUUUUGGUGAAAUGGAAGAAACCCUGAGCACCAUACCUUGGGGUUUGAAUGGCGCUUUUGAGGAGACAUUGCAGAGGAUCCACAAAUUACCAGACGGGCGCAGAAGACUAGGCUUGAGCACGCUGAUGUGGGUGUCUCAUGUGAGCAAGCCCUUGACGGUCACCGAAUUAACCGAUGCUCUUUCAAUAAAGCUAGGCCAAAUGUUUCUAAAUACGAAGUACUGGCUCUCACAAAAGAUGAUCGUCGAUUGUUGUCUGGGUCUAAUCACCGUGGACGAAGAGGGUUCUGUGAUCCGCCAGGUGUACUCUACGGUUCAAGAACAAUUUUGCAAACAACUAGAUCAGACCUUUGCCUUAGGCGAACAGACGAAUGCGGAACUGUCGAUUACACAUCUACUGACAGAGUCGUUUGCGCAAGGAUGCUGUCCGGACGAGAUCAGUAUCAUAGCGGUGAUAUCUCAUCACCCCUCCAUCAAAUAUGCAGAUCAGCUCUAA
Molecule: messenger RNA, 807 nt
Organism: Letharia columbiana
Lineage: Eukaryota; Fungi; Ascomycota; Lecanoromycetes; Lecanorales; Parmeliaceae
Exons: 2
Coding region: 1-807 (268 amino acids)
Source: RefSeq, a predicted model, not a curated record